AUGCUUGAAGGAGCAUCAGUGCAUUCGUUCACGGACCUAGAUGAAGAUUCUGACAGCAACUUGUACGUUGUCAACAAAGUGUCCUUGUUCUACGCAGAAGCAACGCCAAUGUUGAGAACACUGUCAAAUGUUAUUUCACAAUUUUUGAACAAACAUAAACGGCUCGUUGACUAUGCCAUUGAUAUGUUGAGUACCAUGGUAAAAGUGUGCAUACGCAUGUUGGAAACACCUACGGUUCAGUUCAGAAAACAGGAAACUCACCUUUUCAUGCUUCGCGUAUUAGUCAGCCUCAUCAUACUGUACGACCACGUGCACCCAAACGGAGCGUUCGUCAAGACUUCCAACAUAGACAUUUAA
This is a messenger RNA of Macrosiphum euphorbiae (potato aphid), 357 nucleotides long. The record is from the annotation of a GenBank genome assembly. Lineage: Eukaryota; Metazoa; Arthropoda; Insecta; Hemiptera; Aphididae.